GGAACUAGAAGGUCGGCUACAUACCAAAGAUUUAUCGAAUCCUAUACAUGCGUCGAAAUGCGGUCAAGAAGCGUUGCAGGAUAUGUUAAGCGGGUUGAGAGACUUAAUGUUGCUGUUCUACGCGUGCAUGGAUCCUAAAACCCGAGGGGUCAGUACUCACCAAGCAUCUAUCGCUGGACCACAAUGCGUCGAAACGUUGCAGCACAUGAAAAGCAACAAAGAACUUCUUCAACAGGCCUUUCAUGUAGUAAAAGAAAGCUGUGACCGCUUACUUCCUGCUGACGUUUCUGAUCUUGUCCCCUAUGUGGAUACCCCGAUAAUGAACAGAGAACCAAGUCUUGAAUUAAAGCAACUAAUUAUAGCUCGUGAAAAAGUAAUCAAAAGGUUGCUAACAGUAACAGAAGAACUCGAAAAACUACGUCGCAUUUUAACAAAGACGGUGUGGGAACUCAAUGACCUUACUGACCCAAAUGUUCAGAAAUUUUGACUACUAUUUUGUCUAGCAUUUGUAUUUUGCUUAUCUGAGACAGACAAAUAAAUGCAAGUUCUUCAUUCUUUA
Messenger RNA from Schistosoma intercalatum, 559 nucleotides. The record is from the annotation of a GenBank genome assembly. NCBI's taxonomy places the organism in Eukaryota, Metazoa, Platyhelminthes, Trematoda, Strigeidida, Schistosomatidae.